GGUGCGCUUGCGUAGUGCGGGCGUUUGUAGCCUGAAUUCACUGGGCGGUGAAAGGGGAAGCUGCUCUUGGGCUCGGGUCGGAGCCGGGCCUGGAGCAGAGGUUGGGUGGAGACGACUAGGGUGGGUUGAGCGAGUGGGUACCGGAUAUGACCCAGCUGUGAGCCGCGCAAGCCGAACGAUGGGACGGCGCCGGACACCCGAGCUGUACCGGGCGCCGUUCCCGCUGUACGCGCUGCGGGUCGAACCCAGCACCGGUCUCCUCAUCACCGCGGGCGGGGGCGGCGCUGCCAAGACUGGCAUCAAGAAUGGAGUGCACUUUUUGCAACUGGAACAAAUUGGUGGAACUUUGAGUGCCUCUCUGCUGCAUUCCCAUGACACAGAAACAAGGGCCACCAUGAACCUUGCCCUUGCAGGCAAUAUUCUUGCUGCAGGGCAAGAUGCUAGCUGUCAACUCCUUCAAUUCAGAACUCAAGAGCUGGAGACCAGUGACAAAGAAGACAAUGCAGGUUCCCAGGAGCAGGGCCCACGGCAAAGGAAGGGGAUGGGAACCACAACUGAAACACAAGAAACUGAGGCAUCAACUCAGCGAGAGGGGGUGGAGCUGAAUGUGGAGAACUUGCAGUCUGUGCAGACAGAUUUUGGCUCUGACCCACUCCAGAAGACUGUGUGCUUCAAUCAUGAUAAUACCUUGCUUGCCACUGGGGGCACUGAUGGCUUUGUUCGUGUUUGGCAGGUACCUAGCCUUGAAAAGGUUCUGGAGUUCAAAGCUCAUGAGGGGGAGAUUGAAGACCUGACUUUGGGCCCUGGUGACAAGAUGGUAACAGCUGGCUGGGAUUUUAAGGCCUGUGUGUGGCAGAGGGACCAGCUGGUGACUGGGUUGUGCUGGGAUGAAAACUUGCCUCCUUUACCUGACACACCUUACCGCUACCAAGCUUGCAGGGAGUGUCCCUGUGUGGUUAUUACUGCUGCUGUGUGCUGGGCUCAUCAUUUUGGCCAUCCUGCUGCUUCAGAAUGCCUUCCCAGGAUUCCUCUAGCCUUCCUUGUUUCCUGGGGGAAUAAGGACCCUGGAUAUGGAAAAGACUGGAGCCAGUCAACACCUAGAACACCACUCAUUCCACUGAGACUGGAGCUGAAGCUGCCCCGUGAAGACAAGGAAUGUGACAGUGGCUCCCACCCCACCUACGGGCCAAAUGCUGCCGAACCCUGGCCUCUCUCACAGGUUCUUCUUAUUCCAUCUAAGACAGCAAUUUCUGAGGUACCACUCAUUGCUCCUUCUAAGAGCAGAGCUGAAACUGUUCCUUAAAGGACUGAAAAUGUGACAGCUGUCCCCACCUCACCUAGAAUCUGGAUGCUGCACACAGCCCCUGCCAGCCAGGGGCCAAACAGCCCUUUCCCCUCAACAAUGUGAAGAUGACUACAGCCUUGGUGGCUCUAUUCCCCCCACUUUGUUUGAGGGCCUCAUCUCUCUCUUGCUGCUUGGUGAAGUGAACACAUCUCAUCCCUCCUCUUCCAUGCAGCUCUUGUUCAUUUACCACUGGGAGUAAAUCAGUGGCCCAGUUCUUAACAACUGUUAUGGGACUUGGAAGUUUUACCAAAAAAUUAGCAGACCAAUAAUGCCUCAACAAUAGGUUUUUUAUUAUGUCGAAUUUUCAUUCACAUGAGGAGAGGCUUAAAACAAAAAUGAGGGGGCGGCUAGGUGGUGCAGUGGACAAAGCACUGGCCCUGGAUUCAGGAGUACCUGAGUUCAAAUCCAGCCUCAGACACUUGACACUUACUAGCUGUGUGACCCUUGGCAAGUCACUUAACCCCCAUUGCCCCACAAAAAAAAAAAAACCUUUAAAUGAAACAAGUAGGAGCUUGGGAGAAUGGGCAGCAGGGGAAGGAAAAAACCCAGGUCUGUCUCCAGGACCUUGAGUGUGGACUGAUCAUCAGACCACACUAGUAGGAGAAAAAGGGUGGAGAAGGGGGUCAGCAGUCUUCUUUGGAAAGGCUGCCCUUGGUCAGCACACCCAGCCCUCCUGAGUUUUGUCAGUUAUUAUGUGAAGAAUAUCAUCACCUUCAUACUAGGGCUAGUAGAGGUCUGGAGUUUCAUCAGAUUGGGCAUGUUCUCACCCCAACCAGUCUCUGAUAGCACUGGCCAUUACCUAGCAUCUCUCUGCCUAUGUGAAUGAAGCCCAGCCAAACCAAAUGGUUAACACAAAUGAGAUGGGAAGUUUACAGAAAAUGGUAGGAAGGGGGAGAAAGCAUUCCUAGUGUCCAACCAGAGCAGCAAGCGGACAGACAAACCUGGCCCAUCACUAGCCAGCCUGGCUAUGGCUGCAGUAAUUUUGGGCCAUCCCUCGCCAUGAAGAGAGGAGAAGGGACCUCACUGAGUCAGACAAGUAAAAGUUAAGGUUUAAUAAACGAGGGGAAGCUGAGCUGAGAUCUGUGGCUCUUCUCCUAGAAGCCUGUGAGCCCUUGGCCUUCCUUGGAAGGUGGGAUUUUGCUGAGGGCCUGCAGUUACCGUGCAUGCUGGAAGACAGCGGCAGCAUACUGGUGAAAGAGGCGGCUCAUGUAACAGUACUGCCACGGGAUCAGCCCCUCCAGGAAGUCGAUGUGGCCACCCCGAGAUGUAAUCAGCAGUGCGAUAUGCGGCAAGUGUGUAGCAGCCUGUAGUGGGAAAGCUGGGGGUGGAGGGAGGGAAGGGAAGGGACAGCUAGGUCAGGAGCCAGAGGCUUUAAGGAGGCCCUUUAGCCCAGCCCCCUAAGCUGGGCCCCAGGAUUUGAAGAAUAAUAGUUAAUGCAUCCUACUGUAAGGUUUGCAAAUCAUCUUGCCGACUUCAUCUGAACCUCACAACAAUCCUGUGAGACAUAGGUGCUAUCGUUAUUCCCAUUUUACAGAUAAAGAGUUCUAGAGGGGUUGUGACUUGACCAGGGUCACACUGUAGGGAAGUGUUUGAGUGGAGGUUUUCAUCUAAGUUUUUCUGACUCUCCAGCACUCUAUCUCCUAUAUACCAUGCUAUCUCUAUCAUUGCUGAGGAUAAAGGGACUCACCUUGAGGUAGGAAAAAUGGAUCAUCUGCUGCAUUGAGACAGAGCACAGGGACACAGAUUGCAUCCACCUUGGCUCCUGGACUUGCUGAGUGGUAGUAGGUGUCACAGUCUUUAUAGCCAAAGGCCAGUGUGGUGUAGCACUCAUCAAACUGGCGGAUUGUACGGGCCUGGAAGAGACACAAUCGAGCUUAGCAAUGACAAGUAGAGAGGGUUGCUAAGGGACUGGGGCAAAGGUAGGGGUUGGUUCUCUACCUUAAGCACAUAGUCCACAUCCAGUUUCUCCUCAAUCACCUUCCUGUGUCUGUAGUAGAGAGCAUUUGUGUCAGGGGAGUAGAUGCAGUUCUAGUCUCGAGUAAUCUUUUCCUAAUUCCAGCCUUACUGAGUAUCCAUCUCUCACACAGGCUACCACCCUAGCAUGCUUUUUGAUUUUCUCAAUAGCCAAAGGCACAGUUGGACUCAACUGAUACUUCCUCCCUUUCCCCCACCCUUCCCUACCAUCCCACAAAUCGGCAGAGUGCAGCUGUGAGGUGCUGGUUGAAGAGCAGUGCGUUGAGUGGUGUCUCCAGAGAUCGUGUGGUUUCAAAGGAGUCCCAGCAUGCAGACAGGGUCAGUGCUGCCACCAGCCCUGCUUCGUUACCUGUCUGUGCCAGGUGCUUGAGCACCAGGACCCUGUAAGAGACUGGAAUCAGAACCAUGGUGGGGGGAGCAGGAGGCUUGGACUUAAGUAUCAUUUGGAGAUGGUAAUCACUAAAAGAAGAGAUAGAGAACUUAGGUAACCAGCAAUGAAGUGUUCAUUUAGGGAAGGAAAAUGAACAACAGCUGAGAACUGGGCCUACUCAGGAAGAUCGUGAUCUGUCAGGAAGCAGGGCCAGAGGCCUGUUGGAGGUAUGAAUGAAAGGAGACAGAUUUCUGCCAAGGAAGGACUGCAGUCUCUUCAUCUCUCAGGUCAGCUCUAUUAACCCAGUUGGCUCUUACCCUCCUAGUGAGAUUCCUACAGCCAGCGGUGGGGAAUGUGGAUACUGGUGCUUUAUGUGAUUCACAACUAUCUCCAGGUCCUCUGUGUUAGCAGUGCAAAAAGCCCUGUGGGUCUGAGGACAAAUAGUGUCACGUGGAGAUAGGAAUGGACAGAAAGGGGCAAGGCUCCAGAAGGUGAGGUAACUCAGCAGGGCAUAGAGGAGAAGGGGAGUGAUGGCAGAUAGGUGCAGGGUCUGUAGGGAGAUGAGGCCAAAGGCUAUAGGACUGCUAAAGAGGAUGGGGUCAGAACUUAAUGCUAGAAAGGGGGAUGGAACUCACCAGCAGUUCUUCCCCACAGCAGCCCUGGCUAUUAAACACAACGGUUCUAUAGAACAAACAGGCACAUCUCAGCAGGACCCGCCCUAGAAGGCCUUUAUAUUGGUGGGGAGCUGUCUUGCACAGAUUCCAGUCACGAGGGACCCAAGUCUAGAAUCCAGAGAAUUCUCUUCACCUUCCAGUAGCAGGUCCUUCCCAGUAUUUCUUUUCAGGGAAGGCUGCCCUUCCCUCUGCACACUCCUCCCUGCAUCUAUUUUUCCAUCCUGGACUGCUCAAGAUACCUGCCAGCCACCCUCAGUUACCAUUCUUACCUGUAGCCAUCUAGAGUGGCCUGGUAUACUAGGUGAAGGAUAUAGGUCUCCUGGCUGCUGCCUGUGAUGCCUGGGAGCAGUAACACAAUGGGCCGGUUGACAGGGUCAGGGUAUUGGCCAGUCUCAGGUUCUUUGGCCCAGUCUAGCAGCAGCUGUCCCCCUUCAGGUGUCUGGAGCACCUCACUGUGGAAGGGUGUAUACAGGAAUAUAUCUAGGGAUUUUUAGACCUUUGUUCCAAGAAUUCUGUUAACGUCCCAGAUCUAAAACUACGUGACACGACUCUCCUUAUCUCGGAAUGACCAAAGUUAGUGUUGCUUAUUUAGUAGCUUAGGGGCAGGGGAAGAUAAAAUAAGACAGAGCCAGCAAAACUCCCAAGUGUGGCAGGGACCGUAUUUAAAAUGUAAUUGGGAAAUGUCUAACAAAAUAAAUAAAAAUACAACAAUAUUAA
Molecule: messenger RNA, 5080 nt
Organism: Dromiciops gliroides (monito del monte)
Lineage: Eukaryota; Metazoa; Chordata; Mammalia; Microbiotheria; Microbiotheriidae
Gene: PREB
Product: prolactin regulatory element binding
Exons: 6
Coding region: 179-1303 (374 amino acids)
Biological process (GO): protein secretion
Cellular component (GO): endoplasmic reticulum membrane
Molecular function (GO): protein binding; guanyl-nucleotide exchange factor activity; GTPase activator activity
Source: RefSeq, a predicted model, not a curated record